UUAUUUGUAUGUAUUUAUUUGUGAAUAUAUCUGUAAAUAAUAAAUAAUUUGUAUACAGUGUAAAACAAUUCAAGAAGUAUAUCAUUACGGUGGGUUGACGGUUGAUUACUGUUCUAGGUUAUUUGAACGUUAUUGUAUAGUUGCGUGUUGUUCGAUAUUAUCCGAUUUGUAUAAUUUAUUCAAAACGUAGAGAAUAUGAAUUUAUUACCAAAAUAUGCUGAAGAAUUUAGCCAAGUUGAUUAUUGGAAUGCAUUUUUCAGGAAACGUGGUAAAAAGAAUUUCGAAUGGUAUGGGGAAUAUCCAGAAUUACGUAGUAUAUUUUUAAAGUACAUAAACGUAAAAGACGAUGUUUUAAUUGUCGGUUGUGGCAGUUCUACCGUUAGUAUGUGCUUGCACGAUUCUGGCUACAGAAAUAUUACUAAUAUUGAUAUAUCACAUAUUGUUAUCAAACAAAUGCGUGAUAUCAAUGCAACUACGAGACCAAAAUUAUCUUUCUUACAUAUGGAUGCUACACAAAUGACAUUUGCUGAUGAUGUAUUUAAUGUUGUUUUGGAUAAAGGCACUUUGGAUGCUCUUAUGCCAGAUACUAAAGAGGAGACAAUAUCUAAUGUUAACAGAUAUUUUAAGGAAAUUACAAGAAUUUUACGUAAUUGUGGCAGAUACAUAUGCAUCUCUUUAUUACAGGAACAUAUUUUAAAAGAACUUUUAUCCUAUUUUCCAAAUAAUGGUUUUAUGUUUCGUAUAGUACGUUGUCAUGAAGCAGAAGAAAGAGCACGACUUGAAGAUGGAAAUUCAAUACCAAUUUUUGCAAUAAUUGCUACAAAGACAACAAAUUUAUCACAGACUGUUCUAGAAAUAGCAUUAGCUGAUGCUCCACCAAAGCGGUUAUCAUCAAUAAAUGAUAUAAUAUCAGCUAUACUGUCUGUGCAACAGUCUGCAUUUAUUUUUAACAUACUUCAAAAACGUAGCGUGGCUGAUAUUGGAGAAAUUUCACUAAAUUUAGAUUCUCCUAGUAAUAAGCAUCCAUGUUUCACAAUCUAUAUUUUAGAUCAGCUUAAGAGACAUCUUUCAAAAACUUAUGCUGCUUUUAUAGUACCACAAGGAAAAGAAACAGACUGGCUGUUUAGUUCAAAGGAAGGCAGACAACAAGUUCUUAAAAGCUCUCAAUGUGAUAGACUUGCUAUUGUCACACUAUGCAGGGAACAUAAAUUUGAAAGUUGGGAUGUUGUAAAAAGUGAAAUCAGAGAAUGCAUUUUGAGUUUAGCACCAGAAGGUUUAAUUGACAAAAAUGAUAUUCCAUUCCUAUCAUUGGGUACAGAUAUUGGGAUCAGAAAAACAUGCAUUGAAGGAGAAAGUAAACUGAGUGGUCCUUUUAUUGUUGAAGAGAUUGAAAGAGAUGGUAAUGAAUUUAGAAGACUAAUUUUCCUAAAUAAUCCAUAUGUUGUCCAAAGUGAAGCUCGUCUUAAACAAGCUAAAUCUAGACGAGGUAAAAUGAAAAAAGUUGUUGAUCCUGGUUUUUUAGCGUGCGAUCAUCAUAUAUACAUGAGCAUCGGUACUAGUGCUGUUAUAAAUUCUAAAGAAAGCGACGAAAUAAUGGUCGUAGGUUUAGGAGGAGGUGGAUUGUGUACAUUUUUAUAUAACUGUUUUCCUAAGUUAAGAAUUACUGCAGUCGAACUUGAUGAAGAAAUGUUAAAAAUUGCCACUGAUUUUUUUGGUCUUAUUCUUGAUAAUAGAAUGAAAGUUGAAAUCGCGGACGGUAUUCAAGUUAUCAAAGACAGUGCAUCGAAUGACAAAAAAUACAAAGCUAUACUUUUUGAUAUUGAUAGUAAAGAUACUACAGUUGGAAUGAGUUGUCCACCUAAACAGUUUCUAGAAAUGCCUGUUAUAGAAUCAGUUGUAAAAUGUUUGGCGAGUGAUGGUCUUUUUAUUCUAAAUUUAGUUAGUCGAGAUGAAAGUAUCAAAAAGACAGUAAAAAAUGAUCUAAAGUCUAUAUUUCACUCUCUGGCAUGUUAUUCUGUACAGAAUGAAGUAAAUGAAGUUAUAAUAUGUUCUUUGAAUGAAAUUGAUGAUAUCGAGUGGAAACAUAUAUUACAAAAGGCUGUAUCAGUUUUAAUUGAACAGAUGUCUACGAGAAAAUUAUUAAAUGACACAAAGAUGUUUGAGUUAUCGACCUUGAUGGAAAGUCUGCAUGUAGAAUGUUAAGUGAAGGAGGCAUAACUUAACGCAAACGAGACUAUUCAGGAUCUAAAUUCUAAACAGCAGCUACAUGGAGUGUUCACGCUUGCCAGAAUAAAUUAACCGAAUAAAAAGUCAAAGAUGCCUUGAUGAUACCAUUGUGCUUCCAUUUUCUGGCAAUUUAUGCGCAUUUAAAAAUUUUUGACAAGCUAAACACGAGCGCAACGUAUUGAAUAAUAUAGAACGGGAACCCUUACCCAGUCAGAGGACAUUUUUCUCCGAAUGUUUGAAAAGAAUUUGAUUCUGGAAACAUUUUUGAAAGAAAUUCGAUCGUCUGGAAAUCGUAGAAUUGUAAUAUUCUCAAAAUAUUGGGAACGAAGGGAGCAUAAAGAAAUUAGAAACUUUGCCGAUUUGAGAUGUGUGAAUUUUUUAAAAGAAUAUCGAUCGAGAAAUCUCAAAUUCUUUUAUUUGUUUAUUUGAAAUAAUCAUGAUCAAUCCUUACAAAGAAUCGCAAGUGAUUCAAAUAAAAAUUCUUGUGUAAAAUAAAAUUUGAACGAUGAGAAAAAGAUUUAUGCACAUAAUUAGUGGUCGCUGUGAAAAUUUUUAUCGUUUGACAAUUUAGUUAGAACAAGAGUUUAAGAGACAAAAGUGAUUUUGUAAGACAAAGAAAACUUAGAAUAACGAAGUCACUUGUUAUAGAGGAGAAACAGCAGGUGGCAUCGCUUUCGGAACGAUGAAAAAAAUGUGUAACGGCGAACUUUCACCGGUUAAUGAGACGUUAAUGCAACAAAUGGCAUGCCUUUGGUUAAAAUUUAACUUAAUACAAGUACAAAAUGUCGCCGUCCUAGCAUCCAUCUUAGAAUAAUUAUUUAUUAAUUAAGAUUUUUUGCUCCUCCCCAGAUGAAUAUUCGACUAAAAGAAAAACAUCAACUCUGUAAGUACAUCAAAGUCGUAUAAUUAUGAUAUCUUUCAAACAAAUUAAUCUUGAAGGUCUGUCUCUACCCUUUAAUCUUAAUCGAAUUUUAAUCUCGAGAUCAAGAAGUAUUACAGAAAAGCAAAUGAAAAAGAAUGUGAGGACACUUGCAAUAACAUUUUAAUUAUUUCGAAAAAUGAAUAAAAGAAAUAAAGACAAUCGUUUCUAGCUAUUCGCUAUAAGAAAGUUGUAAAUGCGUAAGUCAAUGAUUAGCAUUAAUAAAUCUAUUUUUUAGCUGUUCUUGGAAUUUGCUAGCUCAGAAAAGAAGGGAAAAUUGAACCAAUAAUAGUAAAACGCAUUAUCCCUGUAAUAAAACGCAAUCAUGUUGAUAAUUAUAAUGUUAAGGAAAAUUGAAAGACGAUAUGUUCUCAUGGGAUAAAUAUUUUAUUGAAUAAUGUAUGUGUUUUCUUUUAAUGAUUUUUAAGCUAUUUUCUAUUUCUAAUGCUCUAGUCUUUCUUCAGUAAAAAAUUCUACGUAUUUGGAUAGAAUGAUUCAGUUGUAAGAUCAUUUACGGAUCAUUAUAUCCAAAGAAUGAUAAUUGUAUCUACAGUAAAAAAAUCUAAUAGUACAAAUGUGAAAAUAAGAUAAAACAACGAAGAAAGAAUUUAAUUUUAUUAUUUAUCAAAUUCUUCUUACAAUGCAAAAUAUAUGGAUUUUUCAGAGAUCAUAAUUUCAGACAAAAUAUCAUAUCGUAAAAAUUAAUAAUGAUUAAUUGUUACGCUAUAAUUAUUUCUGAAAUUUAUCCCGUGAGAUGUAUAUCCCAAGAUUCUUUCAAUUGAGAAUUAAAAUUAUUCUAACAAAAAAUAUAAAAAGAACUUAAAUAUAUCCACGAUUAUAUCCAUUCGUUGACCAACAAUAGGAUAGUGAUGGUAUGAUUAUAUUAUAUUCGAGUAAUGCUAGGGAAUGUCACGAACACAGGGAACGAUUAUUCGCAAGAAACGACACGAUGAAAGAAGUCGGCUUAUUUUUUAUUCACCAUCCUCACGGGGACAAUUCUCUGUCGAUAUUUAUCGAGCAUGUUUCUUGCGACGCGACGUACAAGUCACGAUUAAAAUUGUUCUUAGGAAGAGAAUUCCCUGACGGGGAGGCAGAUAAAUGUUUUUAAAUAGGUCUCCACGGAAACCCGCGCGUUCGCGUAAAAUUUUUAUUUUAAUCGUUUGUUUGUAGAUGAUUGCAACGUUGCGUGGCUUUAUUAUUAUUAUUAAUAACUCCAUCGAGAGUGUCUCAUCCAAUUAACGCGACAAUUUGAUAUUCGACUUCAACUGAAAUUGUGCGAAAUUAUGAAAUUAUGCUGGAUACGAUCGCUCUAUUCGUAAUAGCUCGAGGAAGUCUAGACGACUGAUAUCUAGACUUUCUAGACGUAGUAAUCGAUAUAAUCUCGAUCGAAUUUGUUUCUUCUUCUGUUCCAAGAAGCUUCCCGAUUUUGAGAAACACGAAUCUUUAUUUAACAUAAAAUUAAUUAUUUCUUCAUUAAUUUUAAUUUCUUCUUUCUCCACCUCAACAGGGAAAUAGAAAUACGAAUUGAUUUGUCAUACGAAUGCUCGACCCAAAUCGAAAAUUUGAUUUAAAAUCAUUCAGUUAAAAAAUAUUCAUUGUUAAUCUUAUGUAUCUCUUUUUUUCUUCUUUUUUUCUUUUUUUAUUAUAAUUCCUUUCUUUGUUUGAGGUCAAUUCAUCCACAGGGGUUUGCGAUGGAAACGUGUCGCGCUCGUACAAACGAUUAAUUCUAUUCCCAGUGGUAUAAAACUUGCAGCUAGCUCGAUUAUUACGGCAAACAUAGUAUUUUCCACGGUGGAGAAUCCCCCAGGAGGUAUUUUUCAUGGAACUAUGUAGCAGAAACAUUAAUAAUUCAAUGGAAAUCAUCAUCGACUGUUACAUUCUUCAAAUAGGUUUUAAACUACAUUUUAAUAUUUCACUGUGUUUCCUCAAAUAAUCUUUUCUAUGACAAUUCUACUACGGAUCUUUAUGUAAUUUUUACGAAAAUAAUUGAAGAAAUGGAGCUUGUGAAGAAAUUUAUUCCCUAUUACAAAAUAUUGCUUAUAAGAAGUAACUAUGCUUUUGAUAUUUUAUUUAUUUUUGCAUGUUAUACAUUCUCUGCGUUAGUAAAACUAAUUUUAUUAUUUAAAUUAUCCAUAAGUCAUAAAAAUCCGUAGUCUAGUAUUAAUUUUACAAAAAUCAAUUUUACGAAAAUUUUUUACUCGUACGUAAAAGUAACUCGACAAGUUUGCUCUUCUAAAUCUAUUCAAAUUUCAUCGGGACUACAAACAGAAAUCUUCUAUGCAAAUUACUGUUAUAAAUUGGUGGUCCAUUCGUUUCGUAUUCGAUUGUUGAAGAGAUGACAAACAAACCAUUAGUGAAAUACUCGAUAUCGUCAACCUGAUGCGACGUUUUGGUGAAUCGACGGAAUUUCACUUUCCAAAGAACCUUAAUUACCAUAAAAGGGAACUCUGAGGUAUGCUAGCUUGACAUCGAUUUCAAGGUGCGUCUCGCCAAAGAACGCAGCUCUGAACCCUCGAAUACAAGCGUGUCUAACGAAAUGUAACAGAGAUCUACACAAUAGGUGCGCGUACAUUAGAAUGAAAAUCGUGGGACUAAUCGUGGCUAUUCUAUUGCUACAACUUGCCUUGACAUCGUAUUUCAGUCGAUUUCGUCGAUUAUAGGAUAGCGUGAACAGUUUCUUCUAACGUGGAAUUAAUUUUUAGUUCUGAGAAUUUUGACCGAGAAAGAUUUAUAAAAUUUAUGUUAUCCUUUAACAUACACACGUAUCUGGAAAACUUAUGAGCGUAAUUAAUUUUAAAAUGAUUUUAAGUAUCGUGGACUUUAUCUGUAAAUUGUACAUUAUAUCAUCUGCUAUCCUAAUCCGGCGCUGAAAAAUAUUCCUGACGUUUGCUCUUUCUUUCAGUGCUUUCAGUUCUUUAUGCUUCUUCGAUACUUCUGUUUUUACUGUUUUACGCCCGAUUAAAUGUUUCUUUUCGCGAGAAUAUCUAGGGAGAAAGAUCUCCAUAUUUUAGCGAAGUCUCAACGAAGCCCAUUUCAAUUAAUUAAUUGCCUUUUAUUAAAGAAUAUGUUUUUAAAUCGGUUGAAGAUAUUUUUCUACGCAGGAUGUUUCUCAUUGCGAAAACAACAUCCAGACAAAGAUUUCUAUAUAUGUAAAACUUUUACGAAUUAAUUCGAUGUAAUGUAAAUUAUGUAAAACUUUGCGAAUUAAUUAGACAUAAUGUGUGAAGCUGUGUGAAAAAUUUCUAUAUGUAAAACCUUACGAACUAAUUAGAUGUAAUGUUAUGUGAAAAUUCGCUGCGCCAUUCAAGCGGGAUAUCUAUGUAACUAUGAUUAAUUAUUUGAAUAAAAGUUGAUGAUCAGAA
Messenger RNA from Frieseomelitta varia, 6507 nucleotides. RefSeq names its product eEF1A lysine and N-terminal methyltransferase homolog. The transcript is spliced from 10 exons. Bases 196 to 2202 code for a protein of 668 amino acids. Gene Ontology annotation, molecular function: S-adenosylmethionine-dependent methyltransferase activity. The record is from RefSeq and is a predicted model, not a curated record. Lineage: Eukaryota; Metazoa; Arthropoda; Insecta; Hymenoptera; Apidae.